AUGUUGGAGCAUCUCACACCCUGGUAUCCGGACGCAGAGGUCCUCGGCGAAGGCGACAAGAUCAAGAUUGACGACUUGCGCAUCACUUUCAGGCGGACUAUCCGCGUCCCCGAUAAUCAUGAGAGUAGUGACCUGCCCCCAGAUAUGGGCAAAUUUCCACUCUACCAAGUCGACAAACAUGCCGAGAGACUCCCCAUCAAGAAAGAAGCUAUGUGGAUCGGAUUCGAGUCUCGACGACGCUAUGCGAUAAAGAUCUUUGUCGGUGGUAUCAACGCCAUCUCCGGCGAGCCAGCCGUCCCGAACGCCGCCACUUCGCUUCGUCGUCGCAACCUCAUCAAACAAAGGAAGUCUGUUCAGGAUUACGUUGUGGUCGGAAGCGAAGGCCAGAAGUGGCUAGAUGGUAUCGCAGUAGAGCCCGGGAAGGUCCGUCAGUUUGUCGCCAUGCCUGUUGGGACAGGCCACUCGGUUGAGGCUCAAAUGACGGGCCAGGAGACGACUGCAGGAAUUCAAUUCGAAAUCAGCCGACUUGACAUGAAGCCUGAUGAGUCGGGUCCCUCUGGAAUAAACCUCUCUGAGUUAGAAAUUCCUGAGGUAAAUGAUAGCAACAGGACGUCUGUUACAGUGAAAACGUUGACGGGCAAACAUAUCCCGAUCACAGCCUCACAUGACACCACUAUUUUGGGAAUGAAAUUCCUCAUCCAGCUCCGGGAGGGUAUGCCUACGGAUCAGCAACGUCUGAUAUUCGACGGUCGUCAGCUUGAAGAUGGCAAAACACUGAAGGAAUGCAACAUCACUGAUGGAUCUAAUCUCCAUCUAGUUCUACGUCUACGAGGCGGCUAUCUCCCACCAGAUCCAGAGAUGAGCAUCGCUGCGGGAGGUUUAAUCACUCAGAGCAUUGUCAGACUCCCACGAGGCGACUACAAGAAGACGGUUCCUGUCACCUUUAACGUCCAGGUCCUCAACAGUGCUAGCUUCAAACAUGUCACUGGCAAGAAGCCCCCUCGAUCACCCGUUUCCGCCAAGACCUAUGCCGACGCGGGGUAUCCCUUCUUUUCAAUGUAUGAAGAGUCAACCAUCAUCGCUGGUGAUUUCCAGGGUCUCAAGUCCAUCGCUCAGAUCGACAAAGUGGCUGAGCAGUCGAUGCCUGCCAACAUGCCUGUCAUCAACAUUGGCGCGGUUGGUCUCUUGAACCCGCGCGGUCCGGAACAAGAGCUGGAGCUCGAGUGGGAGCUGGAGCAGAGACUUGCGGCAAUUCGAACUGUUCUUUGA
Molecule: messenger RNA, 1269 nt
Organism: Fusarium coffeatum
Lineage: Eukaryota; Fungi; Ascomycota; Sordariomycetes; Hypocreales; Nectriaceae
Exons: 4
Coding region: 1-1269 (422 amino acids)
Biological process (GO): protein ubiquitination; modification-dependent protein catabolic process
Cellular component (GO): nucleus; cytoplasm
Molecular function (GO): ubiquitin protein ligase binding; protein tag activity
Source: RefSeq, a predicted model, not a curated record